GAUGCCUUGGACACCGCAAAUCAAAACAACUGUUCACGGGGGAGUGUACUCAACUAUGCUAUGAUCUGCAUGCAUGACACGACUGUGCAAACCUGAGAUCAAUCAAGCUGCUCCCACCCAAACAAGAGUUGUAAGGAAGGCUUUGAGACUACAAAAACGACAUCUAGAAGAGUAAUUGUGGUAAUCUCUACCUACCAAGCCAGACAAGUGCAGCGAGCUUGCUACUCUACACAAGCGGUGGUAAUUGCAUUAGUGGCUGCUGCUCAAGGAGACAUGGCACAGCAAAAUGGCUACUAUGUGGACACUAGGACAACUCCAACAGUUUCCCCGGCAACUCUUCUCUCCAGAAACAACUCUACCACUACUUCGGGUUCGUCUUCUCCGACUGACAAACAUUUUGUUGUGGCAGCCAUUGAUUUCGGUACAACUUACAGUGGCUAUGCAUUCUCCUUCACACGAGACCAGGACAGCAUACACAUGAUGAGGAAAUGGGAGGGUGGGGAUCCAGGAGUCUCAAAUCAGAAGACACCCACCACUCUACUAUUGAAGCCUAAUGGAGAGUUUCAUUCGUUUGGCUUUGGAGCACGAGACUACUACCAUGAUCUGGAGGAGAUUGAGGCUAGAAGGUGGUACUAUUUUGAGAAGUUUAAGAUGAGUCUUCAUUCAAGUCAAGAUUUACACAAGGGAGUGGAGUUGCAAGCAGCCAAUGGCAAGAAGAUGCUUGCCCUGAAGGUGUUUGCUUAUGCUCUCAAGUUCUUCAAAGACCACUGUUUGCAAGAGUUGUCUGAUCAGUCCUCCACAAAGAUUGUCAAUGAUGACAUUCGAUGGGUCAUCACGGUCCCAGCCAUUUGGAGGCAGCCUGCCAAACAGUUCAUGAGACAAGCAGCUUACGAAGCUGGUCUUGCGUCUGCCCAGUCCCCGUCUCAACUCAUCAUUGCCCUCGAACCAGAAGCUGCAUCCAUCUACUGUCGUAAGCUGAAGCAACGAGAGCUUAUGCCGGACGACGAUUUCAUUGGAAGCUCAUCUCCAAUCAAUCAUCGAAGAACAAAUAGUUUGACUAGAAAGCCACCUAUUACUGGAAAAACCAGCACAGAAUUUAAGGCAGGUACACGAUACAUAGUGGUUGAUUGCGGAGGCGGUACUGUGGAUCUCACUGUACACGAAAUGGAGGAUUUAGGAACAUUGAAAGAGCUGCACAAAGCGUCCGGAGGUGCUUGGGGUGCAAUUGGUGUCGACAAAGAGUUUGAAAAUUUGCUUGUGAAGAUUUUCGGAAUCGAUUUUGUGGUGAGCUUCAAGAACCAAAAACCUGCUGGUUGGGUGGAUCUGAUGAUAGCGUUUGAGGCAAAGAAACGUACUGCCAGUCCAACGAAAUCCAACCCUCUCAACAUUUCACUUCCAUUCUCGUUCAUUGAACACUAUUCAAAGCUCAAGGGACACUCCGUGGAGCAAGCCAUUCGACGGUUUGGCAAUAAAGAUAUUCGGUGGUCUUCGCAGGGUAUGCUUCGUCUUUCUCCUGGUGCAAUGUUGGCUCUCUUUGAGCCAGUCAUGAGGGAGAUCGUCAGACACAUCAGCGAUCUACUCAAGAAGCCGGAACUAGAGGGAGUCAAGUUCAUGUUUUUGGUCGGAGGGUUUGCAGAAUCUCCCCUUUUACAGAACGAGAUUAGAAUGGCCUUCUCCACUCAUCUCCAUGUCAUCAUUCCUCAAGAUGUUGGCCUCACUAUUCUCAAAGGUGCAGUCAUGUUUGGCCUGGACCCGACAGUGGUUAGGGUUCGUAGGUCAGCACUCACAUACGGUGUAGGUGUGCUCAACAGAUAUGUUCCCGGGAAACACCCUCCAAACAAACGUACCACUAAAGAAGGAGUUGAAUGGUGCACAGACAUUUUCGAUACAUUUGUGACUAUUGAUCAAUCUAUAGCACUAGGAGAAAAGGUGACGAGAAGCUACACUCCUGCAAAAUCAUAUCAGACAUCAACGAUCAUAGGAGUGUUUUGCAGUGACAAGGAACACAACAUGUUCACGACGGACCCUGGAGUGAAGAGGUGCGGAGAGCUGUACCUGGAGAUGCCAGAUAUCACUGGUGGAAAGGCAAGAGAGCUACAAGCAACUAUGCUGUUUGGAGACACAGAGAUUAAAGUACAGGCUGUAGACCUAACCAGUGGUAGGACCGCAAUCGCUAAGAUUGAUUUUCUCAACAAAUAAAAUAACUGAAUGACGCAACUGUUUUUGUACAUUUUGUUGAAUUAUUGUUCCUUUUUUUGUUCACUUUUUUUAUAUUUUGCAUAUCACUUUUUCUCAUAGAGCACUUUCCACCUUUUUUUUUUGAUUACAAUUACAACUAAUAAGA
This is a messenger RNA of Halichondria panicea, 2344 nucleotides long. RefSeq names its product heat shock 70 kDa protein 12A-like. Lineage: Eukaryota; Metazoa; Porifera; Demospongiae; Suberitida; Halichondriidae. The transcript has 3 exons. Bases 274 to 2199 code for a protein of 641 amino acids. The record is from RefSeq and is a predicted model, not a curated record.